UUUUUGACAGUUGUACAAAAAUUUGUCGGGCUGACGUGUAAUUUAUUUAAAAAUAAAACAUGUUACUUAAAAGUAUAUUUUCUGUGUUUGUUAUAUUUGUUGUAAUUGAUUUAUCUAAUGCCUUGUAUUUCCAUAUUGGAGAAACUGAGCGAAAAUGUUUUAUAGAAGAAAUUCCUGAUGAAACAAAUGUCAUAGUAAAUUAUAAGGUGGAAUUGUAUGACCCAAGAAGCGGAGGAUUUAUGCCCUCUUCUCCAGGCAUUGGAAUGCAUGUAGAGGUUAGGGAUCCAGAUGACAAAACAAUCUUGUCAAGAGUGUACAGUUCUGAAGGAAAAAUCUCUUUCACCUCUCAUACGCCAGGAGAGCACGUUAUUUGCAUGUAUUCCAACAGCAGUGCCUGGUUCAGUGGAUCUCAAUUGAGGGUACAUCUUGAUAUUCAAGUUGGUGAACAUGCCAUAAAUUAUGGAGAAGUUGUACAAAAGGAAAAGUUAUCUGAUUUGCAGUUGAGGAUUCGGCAACUUCUUGAUCAAGUUGAGCAGAUUACUAAAGAGCAAAAUUACCAAAGGUAUCGUGAAGAAAGAUUUAGGCAAACAAGCGAAAGCACAAACUCCAGAGUUUUAUGGUGGUCUGUCACUCAAACAGCUGUUCUUUUGCUUAUGGGAGCCUGGCAAAUGAAACAUUUGAAGAGUUUCUUUGAAGCUAAAAAAUUGGUGUAAAUAGAGUAGUUUUUCUUUUCUUUUGUUUUUAAUUUAUAAAUUUUCUUACAAUUCCCAAAUAAAAGAAUUUGUAU
This is a messenger RNA of Brassicogethes aeneus, 787 nucleotides long. Lineage: Eukaryota; Metazoa; Arthropoda; Insecta; Coleoptera; Nitidulidae. The record is from the annotation of a GenBank genome assembly.